AAGAGCAAAGGUCGACACUUACUCUGACCCUGGGCUGUUGGAUGGGGCGUUGGUGAGGUACUCACCAGUUGACAGAAGCCAAACAAUGAUGGAAAGCCUUGUGCGGAGAGCAAGAAGAGGUCUGUGUCGGUCCUGCACUCCGAAUAAUUUGUGUUUAUUCUGCUUUGCCUGUGCAUCCUGGGCAAUGAAAUCUGCAGCCUCACAGUCUGACAUGUGGAAAGCUGCCUUCCUGGUGAACCUCAGUGCCAUCUCUGCUGUAAGAUACUUCAGGAGGCAUGUACAAAGUGAAGACUCCAAAUCCUUGGUUCUCCAGGAUACGAUUAAGAGAUCGUUGAGAUGAAUGGAUACUUCCGGUUGCA
Pristis pectinata (smalltooth sawfish) is the source of this 359-nucleotide messenger RNA. RefSeq names its product PPARGC1 and ESRR induced regulator, muscle 1 (gene perm1a). Gene Ontology annotation, cellular component: nucleus; cytoplasm. The transcript is spliced from 3 exons. Lineage: Eukaryota; Metazoa; Chordata; Chondrichthyes; Rhinopristiformes; Pristidae. The record is from RefSeq and is a predicted model, not a curated record. Gene Ontology annotation, biological process: response to muscle activity; regulation of DNA-templated transcription. The coding region runs from base 86 to 340 and encodes 84 amino acids.